This is a messenger RNA of Drosophila nasuta, 2001 nucleotides long. It is a transcript of the gene Eno, whose product is annotated as alpha-enolase. The record is from RefSeq and is a predicted model, not a curated record. Gene Ontology annotation, molecular function: magnesium ion binding; phosphopyruvate hydratase activity. Bases 179 to 1480 code for a protein of 433 amino acids. NCBI's taxonomy places the organism in Eukaryota, Metazoa, Arthropoda, Insecta, Diptera, Drosophilidae. Gene Ontology annotation, cellular component: phosphopyruvate hydratase complex. Gene Ontology annotation, biological process: glycolytic process. The transcript has 3 exons.
GCAUUCGUCGUCAGCGCAAAAAAUCAGCCAAAGUAGAAAAUUUGUCGUCUGCUCAUCGAGUUGGUCGAACGUAGCUUUCAGUAGCAAAUCAGUCGGACAAGCCGGAAGCUCGCUAGAGUCGCUCUCGUCUGGAUUUCAAUUUCUCAAAUUUAAAAGUUCUUGUACAAACGAAAACAAUAUGACCAUCAAGUCGAUCAAGGCCCGUCAAAUCUACGACUCGCGUGGCAACCCCACCGUCGAGGUCGAUCUGACCACCGAUCUGGGUCUGUUCCGUGCCGCUGUCCCCUCGGGUGCAUCGACCGGUGUGCAUGAGGCUUUGGAGCUGCGCGAUGGUGACAAGGCCAACUAUCACGGCAAGUCUGUGCUGAAGGCCGUUGGCCAUGUGAACAACACUCUCGCUCCCGAGCUGAUCAAGGCCAAUCUGGAUGUGACAGAUCAGUCUGCCAUCGAUAACUUCAUGAUCAAGCUGGACGGCACUGAGAACAAGAGCAAGUUCGGUGCCAACGCCAUUCUGGGCGUGUCUCUGGCCGUUGCCAAGGCUGGCGCUGCCAAGAAGAAUGUGCCAUUGUACAAACACAUUGCUGAUCUCGCUGGCAACACUGAUAUCAUUCUGCCCGUGCCCGCAUUCAAUGUGAUCAACGGCGGCAGCCAUGCUGGCAACAAGCUGGCUAUGCAGGAAUUCAUGAUCCUGCCAACUGGCGCCACCAGCUUCACUGAAGCCAUGAAGAUGGGCUCUGAGGUCUACCAUCAUCUGAAGAAUGUCAUUAAGGCCAAGUUCGGUCUGGAUGCCACCGCUGUGGGUGAUGAGGGUGGCUUUGCCCCCAACAUUCAGUCCAACAAGGAGGCUCUCUGCCUGAUCAGCGAUGCCAUCGCCAAGGCUGGCUACACUGGCAAGAUCGAAAUCGGCAUGGAUGUUGCUGCCUCUGAGUUCUUCAGGGAUGGCCAAUACGAUCUGGACUUCAAGAACCCACAGAGCGACAAGGCCCAAUGGCUGUCGCCCGAGAAGUUGGCCAACUUGUACCAGGAGUUCAUCAAGGACUUCCCCAUUGUGUCCAUUGAGGAUCCCUUCGAUCAGGAUCACUGGGAUGCCUGGACCAACCUGACCUCCAACACCAAAAUCCAGAUUGUCGGCGACGAUUUGACUGUCACCAACCCCAAGCGCAUUGCCACCGCUGUGGAGAAGGGCGCCUGCAACUGCUUGCUGCUGAAGGUCAACCAGAUCGGCACAGUCACCGAGUCCAUUCAGGCCCAUUUGUUGGCCAAGAAGAACGGCUGGGGCACCAUGGUCUCUCACCGUUCCGGUGAAACCGAGGACUCCUUCAUUGGUGACCUGGUCGUCGGUCUGUCCACCGGCCAGAUCAAGACUGGCGCUCCAUGCCGCUCGGAGCGUCUGGCCAAAUACAACCAGAUUCUGCGCAUUGAGGAGGAGAUCGGCGCGGGCGUCAAGUUCGCUGGCAAGAACUUCAGGAAACCACAGUAAACGUUGACACUUCAAAAUUCCAAACACACCGAGCACACUCACCUCUCACGCUAAAAACAAAAAUAAACGAAAUGAAAAAGUAAAAAGAAACCAACCAACAAAAUGAACACAAGUGUCGCAUUUGGUGUAACGUUUUUUGUCAACCUCUUAUUUGGGUUUGUGACUGGCGCACAAAGCAACCGAUCUAUACUAUUACCCACACUUUGCUUCGUUAUUAGACAUUAUGAUUAACGUUACGAUUAGUAUGAUCCUUCUCCACUCAUCUUAUGCUGCUCGACAGAGGCACAAAUAUCAUUGUAUAACCAUAAUAUGGUACGGAUUCAUCUAUGUUCAAUGCUGCCCCGAUCAACAAUAAAGAUAAAAUACAAUUACAUACUUGUUAUAAGCAUCAUAAUUGUUCGACUCGAUCAGUUAGCGAGUAUAUAUUGUUAACACGCUAUAAACAAAAGACGAAUCCAUUAUACUCUUAUUCAAAGUGUUACUAGAUGUCAAAUAAAUAUGGUUGAAAAAAAAAAAACAAA